Pongo pygmaeus (Bornean orangutan) is the source of this 459-nucleotide messenger RNA. RefSeq names its product putative inactive carboxylesterase 4. Lineage: Eukaryota; Metazoa; Chordata; Mammalia; Primates; Hominidae. The transcript is spliced from 4 exons. The record is from RefSeq and is a predicted model, not a curated record. The coding region runs from base 1 to 459 and encodes 152 amino acids.
AUGACCCUUGCCAAAGUGAUGCAGGAAGGAGUCAGCUUAGAAGGAUUUGCACAGCCUGUGGCCAUUUUCCUGGGAAUCCCUUUUGCCAAGCCCCCUCUUGGACCCCUGAGGUUUACUCCACCACAGCCUGCAGAGCCGUGGAGCUUCGUGAAGAAUGCCACCUCGUACCCUCCUAUGUGCACUCAAGAUCCCAAGGCAGGGCAGUUAAUCUCAGAACUAUUGACCAACAGAAAGGAGAACAUUCCUCUCAAGAUUUCCGAAGACUGCUUUUACCUCGAUAUUUACACUCCUGCUGACUUGACCAAGAAAAACAGGCUGCCGGUGAUGGUGUGGAUCCAUGGAGGGGGGCUGAUGAUGGGUGCGGCAUCAACCUAUGAUGGGCAGGUCCUCACUGCCCAUGAAAACGUGGUGGUGGUGACCAUUCAGCACCGCCUGGGCAUCUGGGGAUGCUUCAGAUAA